This is a messenger RNA of Melanotaenia boesemani (Boeseman's rainbowfish), 1454 nucleotides long. RefSeq names its product WD repeat domain 54 (gene wdr54). Gene Ontology annotation, biological process: cilium assembly. Lineage: Eukaryota; Metazoa; Chordata; Actinopteri; Atheriniformes; Melanotaeniidae. The record is from RefSeq and is a predicted model, not a curated record. Gene Ontology annotation, molecular function: protein binding. Gene Ontology annotation, cellular component: ciliary basal body; centriole. Bases 187 to 1197 code for a protein of 336 amino acids. The transcript has 10 exons.
UCUAUGGCUGCGGAGGACGCAUAGGUAAUCCUAUUGCUAAGCCCAAAAGUGCAUCGUUUAUGUAUUUAAUACUCAACGAGAGGUGCGCCAGUGGAGGCAGAGCCAGCAUUUGUUUAGUCCAAAUCAGAGAUUGACAUCGGAUGACAUACUGUUCAACCAACAACAAUAUUAGAAUAAGGCGGCUCGAUGUAUCACAAAGAGAAGAGCAUCCAGAUAAAAAACAGCGCAUCGGCGCUGUACAACAACCUCAGCGUGUUGCGCAUCGCACCUAGGCGCCUCACUUAUUUCACAGUGGUCCAUGCCAACGUGGUGAACAUGGUCAGCGCGUCCUGGGACGGCCUCAACUAUUCCCACCGUCAGCUGCAGUCGAAGGAACCCAAUGUCGCAACAAGCACAUCACUUAUCAUGCAGGCUGCGUUCUGUGUUCUGCCCUCUCGUGAAUUGCUGGUGGUGACCUCUCAGAAGGGUAUCCAGAUGUAUGAAUCUGAUGGCUCUAUCAUGGUGUAUUGGCAUGCACUGGAUACACCUGAAACACCUGCAGCACAGGCAGUGUUUGCUCGAGGAAUAUCUGCAGUGACUGAGAAUUAUAUAUGUGUGGGUGUUUCAUCUGGUGCAAUUCUAGUAUUUGAUGUCCCCAGCAAAGGAAGUAACAUUACUCUGUCUGAGGUCCUGGAGGAACACAAUGAUUCCAUCACUGAUAUGGCCUCAGAGUGUUCAGGCAGCCAGGAAUACAUAGCUAAUCUGGUCACUGCGGAUGAUGGAGGCAAUCUGUGUGUGUGGAAGUCUGGGGAGGAAUUUCAGCUUCUCAACAAGAUCCCUGGUUUUGACAUGAGUUGCUCAUCUGUCAAGUUGUGGAAAGGUACAGUGGUAGCAGGUUAUGGCACGGGUCAGAUCCGUCUUUAUGAGGCAGUGACGGGAAUUCUGCAUGCGGAGGUCAACGCUCAUGCUCGCUGGAUAUACUCACUGGACAUAGCUCCCUUUUCUGGACUGCUCUUGUCUGCUGCUGAGGACUCUUUUGUCAGGGUGUGGCACCUGACUAUGACCCCAGAGACCAACACUGUUGAGGUUUCCCAUUUGCAUAACGAGUGUGUGACAGAUAUGCAGAUUUGUGGCGCAAAGUUUUGUGAUGGCGAUGGUUAUGCCUUUGCAGUGACGGGCUAUGACCUGAGUGAGAUUAUUCGCUAUGUACAGUCAUAGAUUUUUGCAGUCAUCAGGUUAAGUGUAUGAAUGUGAAUUUGGUAUAAAUUUUUAUAUAUAAUAGAAAUCAUUUCACUGCAUUUCUCCUUUUAUUGCUAUAAACAUUAGAUGGAGAUUACCAUGUAACAAAUUAAAGCAGGAUAUUUAAGGUUGUACAAAUUUUAUGUACAGAUUUUUGUGAUUUAGCUUAAACAAAUGAUUUUGUCAGACAUAAUUAAUUGUUGUAAAAUAAUGCACCAGUAAAGAUUUCAUAAAGA